UCAUCGUCACCUUGCGGUACCCGGAUGCUCAUGACAACAAUUAGAAUAAGUAAAUAAGCACCGGGACACCGGUUCACAUCUGACCCCCUCCCCGUCACCGCGGACCUCGAGCCCGGCAGGUCGCACCGGUGGGCGGUACCUCCACAGCAGAAUGUGGGGCAUUUGCAGCAGAACCGUGGGGAAGUUGGGGAUGGCGAAACCCUGUCGCCUGGUGAAACCAAACCAUUUGAUGAAGCCUGUGUCGGCGACCCGGGUGUCGGGCAGGUACCUGAGCCACCAGCAGGGCCUGCCCCACCUGCCCGUGCCCCCGCUGCAGCAGACCUGCGAGCGCUACGUGGCGGCGCUGGAGCCCAUCGUGGAGGAGGAGGAGCUGCAGCGCACCAGGGAGCUGAUGCAGGACUUCCAGAGAGCCGGAGGCGUCGGAGAGAGGCUGCAGAGAGGCCUGGAGAAGAGAGCCCGUCGCACUGAGAACUGGUUGUCGGAGUGGUGGGUGCAACUCGCUUAUCUUGAGUACAGGCUGCCCGUGGUGGUGCAUUCAAGUCCUGGGCUGGUUCUACCUCGCAUGAACUUCAGUGAUAAACAGGGACAAAUAAGCUUUGCUGCCAAACUGAUCGCAGGUGUUUUGGACUUUAAGACGAUGAUCGACAAUGAGACUCUUCCCGUGGAGUUCCUGGGAGGAAAGUCGCUGUGCAUGAGUCAGUACUAUGAAGUUCUGUCGUCCUGUCGUAUCCCCGGUCUGAAGAGAGACUCGGUGGUGAACCACGCCAAGGGCUCGCCGCCCCCCAGACACAUCACCGUCGUGCACAACUUCCAGUUCUUUGCGUUGGACGUGUACGGCGGCGACGGGGUGCCACUGACGGUCGAGCAACUCCGUGUUCAGCUGGAAAGAAUCUGCAGCUCCUCCUCUUCGCCACCGCAGAGCGCCGACGACGUGGAGCCCGUUGGCAUCCUGACCACGCAGCACCGCGACUCCUGGGGGAAGGCCUACCUCAACCUCGUCAAGGACAAGACCAACAGAGAAUCGGUGUCCAUCAUCCAGAGGAGCAUCUUCGCCCUGUGUUUGGACGGAGCGAUGCCCCGAGUGUCUGACGAGAUGAUCCGCAGCUCCGCGGCCGUGCAGAUGCUGCACGGAGGAGGCAGUGAGUGGAACAGCGCCAACCGCUGGUUCGACAAGACGCUGCAGUUUAUUGUUGGCGAAGACGGAACGUGCGGAGCGAACUACGAGCACGCGCCAGCCGAGGGCCCGCCCAUCGUGGCCUUGAUCGACCACGUCGUCGAAUACACGAGGAAGCUGGAGACGGAGACGCCUCCCUCCUCGCUGCCUCUGCCCAACCCCCAGAAACUCCACUUCAACAUCACACCUGAGGUGAAGCGGGACAUCGAGGAGGCCAAGCAGAGUAUGAACAUCCUGGCCGAGGACCUGGACGUGAGGGUUGUGGUCUUCGGCCACUUCGGGAAAAGUGUCCCAAAGUCCCACAAGAUGAGUCCAGACGCUUUCAUCCAGAUGGCGCUGCAGCUGGCGUACUACAGGAUGUAUCAGCGCUGCUGUGCCACGUAUGAAAGCGCCUCACUGCGUAUGUUCCGACUAGGACGUACAGACACGAUCCGAUCCGCCUCCGCUGCAUCCGCUGCCUUUGUCAAGGCCUUCGACGACGCCGGCAGACAGAACACAGAGAAGGUGGAUCUGAUGGAGCGAGCUGUGCAUGCUCACAGGUCGUACACCAACAUGUUCUCUGCCUCCUCGCAGGCGAUCAGCGGCCAGGCGAUAGACAGACACCUCCUGGGCCUGAAGAUGCAGGCGGUCGACGAGCAACUCUCCACGCCCAGGAUCUUCAGAGACGCCGCCUACGCCAAAGCGUUACACUACCAGCUCUCGACGAGUCAGGUCCCAUCCCAGACGGACUGCGUCAUGUGCUUCGGUCCGGUCGUGCCCGACGGAUACGGCGUCUGCUACAACCCCAUGAGCGACCACAUCAACUUCUCCGUGUCGGCGUUCAACGCGUGCGAGGAGACGGACGCUGCACGUCUCGCUCGGACUCUGGAGGAAUCUCUGCUGGACAUGAGGACUCUGCUGGACCAGACGCCACGAGCCAAACUGUGAACUGGCCCCCCUCUCUUCCUCCUCCUCUUCUACACCGUCUUCCCAGCCUCCUCUCUUCCUCUUCUCUCACCCCAACCAUUCGAUCAUGGCCACCCAGGCGGAGUCCGGUCCGGUCCAGUUCCCCUGGAGUUUUCUUCUUCUCUCACUAUGUAAAGUGCCUUGAGAUAAUAGUUGUUGUACAGAUGAAAAAUUUAUUUAACCAACCUCUUCACAGACGAAUGCCACAGGUCUUGUUUCCGUGACGACUCCCUGAUGGGGAUUAAGUAGCUGAAUCUCACACCUGAGCCAGUAUUUUUGUUUUUAUAAAAGUUUGUGAACGGAAAAAUAUCUUUCUCAUGAUCAUUUCAAUCAACAGUUCUCAAGCUGCAAACAAACGGUUUUAAUCGCUGGUAAAUCGAGAUGUGGUGUUUAAUAUCGGUGACGUCACAUAACAAGACGUUGGAACUUUUCUGUGCCUCAGAGACCUUCAGUGUCUAGAAACUGCUGCGUCACCGCAGUGAACUCGCUCAGUCGAUUUUUCUGACAAGUUUUCGUUGACACAGCACAAGUUACAUCUCAAAACUCUUCCACGUCGUCCUCACAUAUAAAUCAUGUGGCUGCUGAACAAUCUUUCUCAUAUUGAGCACUACAGGUGCACGUUAAUAAUCAGGAUUAGUAGGUUUGAAGUAGGGCUGCAACUAACGAUUAUUUUCAUUAUCAAUUAAUCUGACGAUUAUUUUAGUUGGUGAAUAAUUUAGUAGUCGAUUACCAAUCGUUUAACUGUUGCAGCUCUAAUAUGAAGAUUAUUUUGUUGUUUGUAUCGAUCUGAUCUUCCUUUUAUUCUGAAGGUCGGUGCCUAAUUUAUUUUUAAUAUUAAUGUUUCCGAGUCAUUUCAUCACACAAAGUGCUUCAGUACAAAGUAAUCCAUCGCCUCGGUGCAUUAAUCUGUGGUUAGAAAAUAUCAAUAUUUCCUACCAUACCACACCUGCCUCGCUCUGAAGCUUCUUCCCGUCACCACAAUGAAAAUCUGUUUUUCAUUUCUUCACUUUUAAAAGCUGUUUUAAUUUAAAAAUUUGUUUUUUUUUUAAUCGUGUGUAAAAUGCAGAAUCACACGACCCGUCCUCAGACUGAAUCGCCUAGUUACUAGUUACGGACAGUUUCUUUUCGUUAAAACCUCGUUUGUCGUGUACGACGGAGAAUUUACAGGAGGUUUAACAGAAGGGAUGUAAUUAUUAUGAUGAAGGUAGAAAUGAAGAUGAUUAUAUCUGGAGGAAAGUUGUGUGAUAACAGGGGUUAUAUAUAUGACUGGGGAGCAGAGUUGUGGAGAUGAUUGGUGUUGAAAUUGUUCAACCUCCUCCUGAAAAAACAUUAAAAAAUAAAAAACUUU
Molecule: messenger RNA, 3467 nt
Organism: Scophthalmus maximus (turbot)
Lineage: Eukaryota; Metazoa; Chordata; Actinopteri; Pleuronectiformes; Scophthalmidae
Gene: crata
Product: carnitine O-acetyltransferase a
Exons: 14
Coding region: 152-2101 (649 amino acids)
Biological process (GO): carnitine metabolic process, CoA-linked
Cellular component (GO): peroxisome
Molecular function (GO): carnitine O-acetyltransferase activity
Source: RefSeq, a predicted model, not a curated record